This is a messenger RNA of Sclerotinia borealis F-4128, 525 nucleotides long. The record is from the annotation of a GenBank genome assembly. NCBI's taxonomy places the organism in Eukaryota, Fungi, Ascomycota, Leotiomycetes, Helotiales, Sclerotiniaceae.
AUGUCACGAGCCGCCCAUGCAGUUUUCUCCAUCCACGAACUCGUCGAACAAAUCCUCCUCGACCUUCCUCUCACCGAUCUUCUAGUGCGUAUUCAACGUGUCAACAAGAUUUUCCACACCAUCGUAGAUACAUCGCCUCCCCUCCAACGCAAGCUUUUCUUUGCAAGCGACACAACGACAUCCGGUUCAACUACUCGAUAUAAUCCUCUGGUACAUCAAUGGUUCCACGCAUAUGUGAAGCCAGAGAGAAGCACACGUGCAUACUUAUACGGGCUUCCUGUGGACGCAAAUCGUAUAAAAUUCGAGAGGACGCGGGCGUUUAUGUAUGAAGAUGCUAGUUGGAGGAGGAUGUUGGCGGUGGUGCCUACGGUUACUUCAGUGAUGACAACAAUUCAAUAUAAGAACCGCUUGGUGAAGAACAAAGGGGGAGUUAGGAUGGGCGAUCUCGAUUAUUUCAUUCCAGUGACGAGGUGGGGGUCGCUUGAUGAUGAGGGAUGUCGUUGCUUAAUAUGUAAUGAUGGAUGA